Molecule: messenger RNA, 2528 nt
Organism: Schistocerca gregaria
Lineage: Eukaryota; Metazoa; Arthropoda; Insecta; Orthoptera; Acrididae
Product: trypsin-2-like
Exons: 2
Coding region: 25-780 (251 amino acids)
Biological process (GO): proteolysis
Molecular function (GO): serine-type endopeptidase activity
Source: RefSeq, a predicted model, not a curated record
AAAUAUCUAACUGUAGACACAAACAUGUGGAAGAUCGUAGUGUGUGCAUUAACAGUGGCCUCUUGUUGGAUAACUGUGCAGAGCGCUCCACGGAUAGUGAAUGGCACCGGCGUCGACAUCGAGGACUACCCGUGGAUGGCGUCGAUUCAGUUCGAGUACCAACACAAGUGCGGCGGCAUCAUCAUCAGUGAGACUUGGGUCCUGACCUGUGCAGAGUGCGUACAGAAGUUCGACCCCUCCUACUACUUCGUACGCGUCGGAACGUCCAUCCGAGAGAGCGAUGGGAUCAUCUACAACGUCACCAAAACCGCCCACAACAGCCACUACAGCUCCACCUCCAUGGACUACGACAUCGGAGCAGCGCAGAUUCUGGGCACCUUCACCUUCAAUGAGAAAAUUCAGCCCAUUCCGCUGACGACUGUGGAGCCUGAGGCCGGCACGCUGGUGACCAUAAUUGGCUGGGGCACGGUCUGGAACGGCGGGUACCUGGCGGACCAGCUGCAGAUGGUGCAGCUCUACAUCGUGGACCGUGACAACUGCAGCGCCGCUUACGACGGGCUGGGCAAGGUGAGCGUCCGCAAGAUCUGCGCCUGGUGGCCGGGCGGCGGCCGAGACCGCUGUGGCCCCGACUACGGGGGCCCCAUGGUGUUGGAUGGUGUGCUGGUGGGGGUUAUCUCCUCCUGGGGCAACGGCUGUGCCCUUCCCGGCUGGCCCAGCGUCUACGCCAACAUCGCCAACUCCGAAAUCAGGCAGUGGAUCAAUGACACCACCGGCGUCUAGAGCCUGCAGCUGCUACGCAUUUUCCAGUUGUGACAUUCUAUCGUCUUGUUUAUACUACUUCAGCUUGAGACGAAUGUAAAUAAUAUUACGCAAAUUAAACAGUAAUAAAAGACUGGAAAGAACAUACAAAGAAUUCGCUUUAAAACAUCCAGUGAAACGUAAAAUGGCGUUUGAUAUCGUUUUCCACGUUCACAUUAUUUAUGGUGUUUGCGGGCUUUCAAAUAAUGUAAUGAUUAAAGGAUGAGGUGGCCCCUCAACUACGUACCCUCCUACUCAACGUUGCUAUAUUAAAAGUUUUCGCUGGUUUCGUUAUCUAUGGGCUGGGAUACGUAGUUGCCGCAUUACAGGCCAAAUACUGCUGAGUCUACAGUAUACGAUAAGAAUACACAAAUGAAUCGAAUGGUCGCAGGUAUCUAUCACACGGCAAAAUUUAUAAAUGAAAGCUUGCAAUUAAAUAAAAUCUGCCGGUACUAUCUUAACGACUUUAAAUGAUGAGUGCGAUAGUAGAAGUAGUUUUGUAAGGUGUCAGGCAAAAUCCAACACCUUCCAUGAAAACCCUGACAUGAUACGCAAAUCCAGUAGUAUGUCACAUAGCUCCGAAUAAAUCGUGACAUUAAAUUAACCAAAGGAAUACGAGUAACGAGUGAGCAAAUGGAAUACCACAGACUAACACAAGAAUGCCUAAAUGCAUGUCAUACCUUCCCACCGUGAGACAGACGCAGUUUCGAGGGGAGAAACGAGAACAGAAGCCGAGAGCAGAACCGUGUUAAGCUAGAAGGCCCUACGGUAAGGGACGGACUGGACACCCACGUCGCCAGCUAACCACUAGGACAACGGCAGCUGCAAGUUUUAGCGUGAGACUUUUUCGCGUCUCUGUUACGUCAAGGACCACCCCCCCCAGCCCAUGUUAAAAGAUAGAGCCCUCCAGAAGAACAGUAUAGAUCUUACGAUAACACUAAAAGGAACCACAGCAGCUGUUAGUUUUAGCAUAAGACUUUUUCGCGUCUCUGUUACGUUGCAAACUUUAAAAACAUUGCCCCACCACGAAAAGUAUAACGUUUCUCAUUGGAUAGAUAGAAUUUUUGUAGGCGGAGCUUAGGUUAACAUUGAGACCCUGAAUGGCCAGACAGUUUUUUUUUUUAAACCAACUUCGGUAAAUAGUAGUAAGGAGAAGUUAGGAGAGUUACUUCGGAGGCGGCGAGGUGAGCGGAGCUGUGCUGCACGCCGCCCCCUGACGAACACCGACAAGGUAAUGAACGCACGCGAUGCCGCAUAACAGCGCAUAAAGCUUCACUCAGAACUGCAGAAGUCUCAUCUGUUACACCCUCUUUUUGCGUAAUACUAGUUUCGAUCGUAAAUCAAAGCUCGUGGUGUUCACAUUUGCCACUUGAAGUAAAAAUCUGAAACGCGAUGAUUUUUCUGUUAUAUAGUUAUUGAGAAGCCACAUCAGCCACUGUAAUUUACGACAACUUAGAUAAGUAAUUAAAAAUAAUUGAGGGUCACUGUAGACCAUUUUGAUAGUUUGCUCUUUUGUGAAACUUAAUUUACACCUAGAUUACAGAUGUGAUAUGGCAUAAGUCAUCCUUCGACCCAUUGUAGAACUUGGAAACCCAUUCAGGGAAUAUUCGUUCACAUUUUUGUUGAACGCAGUUUGUUUGUACCAUCCUGUAUUAAAACACUUCGUUUUAUAAAUAGUGCAAUUUAUAAACAAUGUUUUGUGAGUAGAAUAAAAUUUCCAAUGGUAAACU